Messenger RNA from Nicotiana attenuata, 2126 nucleotides. RefSeq names its product pentatricopeptide repeat-containing protein At3g14330. The transcript has a single exon. Gene Ontology annotation, molecular function: protein binding; zinc ion binding; RNA binding. Lineage: Eukaryota; Viridiplantae; Streptophyta; Magnoliopsida; Solanales; Solanaceae. The record is from RefSeq and is a predicted model, not a curated record. The coding region runs from base 35 to 1975 and encodes 646 amino acids. Gene Ontology annotation, biological process: RNA modification.
ACCAUAGUGUAAACGAACUUUUCACAAGACACCAAUGGCGAUUCCCGCCAUUUCUCUACCAACUGUCACAACUACCAUAACUGCAACUUCAAGCUUCAACAAGCUUAACAAAACACCUCCAAAACCCUUCAACACAAAUCUCAAAUCCCUCACUAAAUCCGGAAAACUAAACGAUGCUCUUCUCCUAUUAGAAUCCCAGAAAAAUUCUCAACCCGAAAACAAAGAAUGUUAUUUGAAUCUCCUCCAUGCAUGCAUUUCACAAAAAUCAUUAGAACAUGGUCACAGGCUAUAUCUUCAUCUUCUUUUAAAUCCAAACAGAAGUAAAUUGCUUAAUGACCCUUUAAUUUUAUCUAAGUUAAUUACCCUUUUCUCUGUUUGUGAUCAGUUAGAUGAGGCUCGUCGUGUUUUCGUGCACCACGGGCUUGAAAACGAAGACCAACCCGAAUCAGUUUGGGUUGCAAUGGCAAUUGGGUAUUCUAAAAAAGGGUUUUUUAGGGAAGCUUUGUUGAUUUAUUGUCAAAUGUUGUUUAAGUCCAUUGAACCGGGGAAUUUUGCGUUUUCUAUGGCUGUGAAAGCUUGUUCGGGACUUUCAGAUUUGAAGGUCGGUAGAGGUAUACAUGCCCAGAUUAUUAAGGCUGUUAAAGAACCUGAUCAAGUUGUGUUCAAUGCUAUUUUGGGAAUGUACAGUGAGUGUGGGUGUUUUGAAGAUGUGUUGAAGGUGUUUGAGGAAAUGCCUGAGAGAAAUGUUGUAAGUUGGAAUUCGUUGAUCGCGGGGUUUGUUAAGAAAGGACAGGUUUUUGAGGCAUUUGAGACUUUUAGGAGAAUGCAAAGAGAUGGAGUGGGAUAUAGUUGGGUGACUUUUACUACAAUUUUAGCUGUCUGUUCUCAAGUUACUUACCUUUAUUAUGGGAGAGAGCUACAUUCUCAAAUUGUUAAAUCAACUAAAGUUCCGGAUCUUGUUUUAUUAAACUCACUUUUGGAUAUGUAUGCGAAAUGUGGAUCUAUGGAGUAUUGCAGAAGAGUGUUUGAGAAAAUGAAGUACAAGGACAUAACAUCGUGGAAUACUGUUAUCAAUGGGUAUGCGAUUAAUGGUUUAAUGGAAGAAGCAAUGAAGUUGUUUCAUGAUAUGGUCGGUAGUGGAGUUAGGCCGGAUGGGGUGACAUUUAUCACCUUGUUGUCUGGCUGUAGCCAUGCUGGGUUGGCGGACUUAGGCGAGGAAUUGUUUGAAAGCAUGAGUGGAGAUUUUGGAAUUCGUCCGUCCUCAGAGCAUUAUGCUUGUCUUGUGGAUUUAUUAGGUAGAGCUGGGAAAAUUAAAGAGGCACUUCAAGUAGUGGAGAAAAUGCCCGUCAAGCCUAGUGGAAGCAUUUGGGGCUCACUGCUCAAUUCAUGCAGACUUUACGGAAAUGUCUCUCUUGCAGAACUUGUGGCAGAGCAGCUAUUUGAGAUGGAACCUAACAACUGUGGAAAUUACGUGAUACUAUCAAACAUUUAUGCAAAUGCAGGAAUGUGGGAGGGAGUUAAAAAAGUGAGGGAGAUGAUGGAAAAUAGGGGAAUCAAAAAGGAAGCCGGAUGCAGCUGGAUACAGGUUAGAAAUAGAGUACACAAAUUUAUGGCUGGUGGCGGUUUUGAAUUUCGUAAUUCAGAUGAAUACAAGGAAGUAUGGGAUGAAUUAUCAGAAGCUAUAGACAAAAUGGGGUAUAAACCUGAUACGAGAGUUGUGCUUCAUGAUGUAAACGAGGAAACAAAAGCAGCAUGGAUAUGUGGGCAUAGUGAACGGCUUGCUGCAGUAUUUGGUCUGAUUCAUACUGGUUCUGGUAUUCCAAUUAGGGUGACAAAAAAUCUUCGAAUUUGUGCGGAUUGUCACUCUUGGAUGAAGUUUGUGUCAGAAAUAGCGAGAAGAAAGAUUAUAGUGAGAGAUACAAAUCGGUUCCACCAUUUUGAUAAAGGUUUAUGCUCUUGCAAUGAUUACUGGUGAUUCUCAUAGUUGUUAUUCUGUAAAUAAUCCCUUUAAGAUCUUUUUUUCUGAGCUACACAUUUAUGUCAUUUGUAUGAGAAUUGAAUGUCUUGCUGAGAAAAUGUAGUUCUUUGUUUUCCUCUUUACAAAUUGAAAUGAGUUUGUGAACCCA